Molecule: messenger RNA, 1533 nt
Organism: Thyridium curvatum
Lineage: Eukaryota; Fungi; Ascomycota; Sordariomycetes; Thyridiales; Thyridiaceae
Exons: 7
Coding region: 1-1533 (510 amino acids)
Molecular function (GO): oxidoreductase activity, acting on paired donors, with incorporation or reduction of molecular oxygen; iron ion binding; heme binding
Source: RefSeq, a predicted model, not a curated record
AUGGACCUCCUCAUCUCCGCCCUGAUCCCUGCAGUUGGAAGCCGGUUUGUUGCACCUCGCCUCGAUUUUCCAGUGUCCACCCUUGAGGCUGUUCUGGCAUUUCUUGGAAUCUAUGCCUUGCUCAAGAACGAUACCUUCCUACUGGGCCAGGCUAUCAAUUUGUUCAAGUCUAUCCCGCCUCAGGAAUACAUCGGAUGGAUGAGACAGUGGCCGGAUGAGCCAUUGAUUAGGUUUCUGGACGUCGGAAAUCGCGAGGUCAUUGUCGUCAACAGUGUGAAAGCCACAAAAGACGUUUUGCAAACUCACUGCUACUCAUUCGUCAAGCCGGAUUUCUUGCACCGUGUGCUCGGCGAGAUCACAGGCACUGGGCUUCUCUUUGCAGAGGGCGAGCACCAUAAAGCGCAAAGAAGGCUUCUGGCAGGCCCCUUCUCUUAUGGAACCAUCAAAAACUUGUUACCUUUCUUCGAAACCAAGGCCCAGGAGCUUCGAAAAGCGAUACGCACUGUUGCCGAUAAAACCCCCGGGGCUCCAAUCGAGAUCUCUACCUUGCUGACCCAGACUACACUGGAUGCCAUCGGCCUGGCUGCACUCGGUUUGAAAUUCAACAACCUCGACAGCCCGACCGAAUUUGCCGUGGCCUUCGAAGAUGUAUUCAAAAUGGAGCGCUCGUUGAUGUCUACAUUGAUGUCGGUCCUUAAUAUUUACAUGCCAAUACGAAAGAUCCUCCCCAUCAAAGUGAACCGAGAGUACCUAGCUGCGAAUGCCAAGAUCCGAGAACAUGUCCGACAGAGAAUCCGAAGCCGGAAAUUAGAACUCGAAGACGAGAAAGCUAGGGCCAGCGCCACCGACCUUUUGGCCGUCUUACUCAAAGAGAGGGUCUCUGGUGUCAAUCCAUGGACUGAGGACGAAAUGGUGAAUCACAUAUUGAAUUUCAUGGCAGCUGGUCACGAGACAACGGCUGGAGCAUUAACACUGACGCUCUUCUUACUGGCUGAUCAUCUUGAAGUGCAAACCCGUCUGCGCGAGGAGAUCAACAAGGCAAUUCCGACGCCGAACGACCUGACCUAUAACUCGGUUAAUAGUAUAAACUACCUAUCAAAUGUCGUCAAGGAAGUCCUCCGUUUAUAUCCUCCAGCGAUUUUGUCCCAUAGAGAAGCCGCGAAGGAUGUCAUGGUUGAUGGUGUCCGGCUGCCCAAGGGAACCUUGGUCCAUGUGGUCCCGGCCAUGAUUCAUUACAACACUCAUAUCUUCGGCCCCGAUGCAGACAAGUUCAUCCCCGACCGUUGGGACAAUCUUCCGAAGGAGGCCUCCGACCCUUUUGCAGCCGGGAGUUUCCUGAAUGGGCCUCGAAUCUGCAUCGGCAAAGCAUUCGCUCUUCUCGAAUACAAGGUUUACUUGAUCGAGCUACUAAAGGCUUUUGAAUUUGUUCCUAGUGAGAAGCGCAUGCAAUUCCAACGAGGAGGUCCAAGUCUUCGCCCUCAGGGCGGAUUGUGGUUGACUCCGAAACCGCUGGAUGGAUCAGUGAAGGCGUAG